Messenger RNA from Dictyostelium discoideum AX4, 3054 nucleotides. RefSeq lists its product as hypothetical. The transcript has a single exon. The record is from RefSeq and is a predicted model, not a curated record. Lineage: Eukaryota; Evosea; Eumycetozoa; Dictyosteliales; Dictyosteliaceae. The coding region runs from base 1 to 3054 and encodes 1017 amino acids.
AUGAACAGAGAUAAAAAAAAUAGAAAAAAAAAUAAUAAUAAUAAUAAUAAUAAUAAUAAUAAUAAUAAUAAUAAUAAUAAUAAUAAUAAUAAUAAUAAUAAUAAUAAUAAUAAUAAUAAUAAUAAUAAUAAUAAUUAUAAUUUGGAAAAGAACGAAAAUAAUGAAUUAGAGAAAAAGAAUUUAAAAUCAAUUAAAGAGAUUGCUAAAUUAUAUUGUAUAUCAACACUGAAAUUUAACAAUAAAGCAGAACUCAUUGAAAAGAUUAAAUCAAUAGUUAAAAGAAAAAGAGAAUAUGAAGAAGAACAAAAACAAAAAGAAAAUGUUAAUUCAUUUAAUAAAAUUAUUAAAUUAACAAUUACAGAUAAUAUUGAACCUACUGAAAUAUUAUUUUGGAAAUUAUUUAGAAAUAAAACAAUUUUUAAAACCAUAUUCUCAUUUAUGGAUAAACAAUUCACAUUUGAUUAUGAUUCAAUGUCAUCAAUAGCAAACCUUAUAGCCAAUAAUCAAUUUGGUAUAUUAAAAGAAAAAGUAUAUAGAAAUUGUAGAUAUUUAUAUUACAGUUUUGAUUAUGGUAAAGGUCCAGAUCCUACAUUAUUAGUGAAAUUAUUUUCAACAAUUAAAGAUGAUGAUUAUAGAUUCUAUAGAAACUUUUUAAAUAGUGAUAAUGGUUAUUAUAAUUCAUUUUCAACUAUAUCAACAGCAUUAAUUUUAUCAAAGAAUUUUGAAAUUUAUAAAUUAUAUAUAAAUGAAUUCGGUUAUGAACCAACAGUAUGUGAUCUUAUUUAUUCAAUUAAAAAUGGUUCAAAUAAAUUCAUUAAAUUUUUAUUAGAAUUAAAUCCACCAGAUCCAUCAUCUUCAUCAUCAUUAUCAUCAACAUCAUCAUCAAUUAUAGAAUCACUUUCAUCAGAUUAUGAAUAUUACAUUUUCAAAGCAACCAGAUCAAACUAUCCAAUUGAAAAAGAUAAUUUAUUUAAAGGAUUACUUUGCUUUUUAAAUAUCAAUGGUAAUGAUAGUUGUGAAGAUAAAAGAACUAAAAAAAGUAAAAAUAUUGGUAAUAGUAGUGGUUUAUGUAGUAAUUGUAGUGAUGGUUAUGAAAAGUGUCAUCACCAAAUAAUAAUAGAUUAUCUUAUUAAUUUCAUUAAAAAUAGAAAUAAUGAAGAUGGUCAUGAAAUUAAUGAAAAAUCAACAUUGAAAACAUUAAUCUCAAUUUGUAAAUUAAUAUUAAUAUUAAAGGAACCAAAUAACAAUGAAAUAGAAACUACGUUAAUAGAUAAAGAUUCAAAAAUAAAAAAAGAAAAAUUAAAACAAUCAUUUAAAACAGUUCCAACAAGUAUUCAAGAAAUUGAUAAUUUUAUUAUUGAAAAAAUAGAUAAACAAACAUUAAAAUCAAAAUUAGAUAAUCCAAUUAUUUAUAAUAAUAAUAAUAAUAAUAAUAAUAAUAAUAAUAAUAAUAAUAAUAAUAAUAAUAAUAAUAAUAAUAAUGAAAUUAAAAGUUUUAUAAAAAAGUUAUUAAAUUUAUAUUAUUCAACAUUUAAUUAUAUACCAAAGAUUUUAUAUUUUUGUUAUUAUUAUGGCAGUGAUAGCUAUGAUGGUGACAAAGCUGAUAUGCUACAUUACAAAGAAAUCACUGGUGAUAAUGAUAUGCGUCAUGUUGCUUUUAGAUUUGGUUAUUUUGAAUUGUUACAAUCAUUAGACUUAAUUCAUUACCAGCAAUUAUUACCAAAUGGAGGUAAUUAUACUUAUAGAUGUCAUCAUCAAUUGCUAGGCAAUGAAUAUAAAGAGAAUUAUAUAGUUUUAUUUUCAAAUUGUUUUAAUCAAGAGAAAAAGAUUAAAUUCAUUGAUCAAUUGAUUGAAAGAAAUACAAAAAAACCAGAAUUAAAUUUUCAAAAUCAUUUCUUCUAUAUGCUUGUAAUUCAUGGUGAUAUUGAAUUAUUAAAAUACUUUUCAAAUAAAGUUGGCACCACUAUAUCUGUUUAUAAAUCAUAUACUAGUUCAGUUACAGAUGAAAUUUUUCCACCAACCUAUUAUAUAGAAUCAAUAGAGAUGUUAGAUUAUUUAUUUAAUAAUCAUAGAGAUUAUUUUAUAUAUCCACGAUAUCCAAAUUAUUAUAGUACAUAUUAUAAAAGUUUACAAUUAUUACAACAUUUUGAAUCAUUAUUAAUUCAAUAUAAAUCAAACAAUCCAUCAAUCAAUGAAAAAGAUCCAAUUGGUUUUAUUAGACCUUCUUUAGAUUUUAGAAAAAACAAGAAUUAUCUUGAUUUUGUAAAUCACUUUGCAACAAGUUCACUUUACCAUAAUCAUAACCUGCAAUCCACUACUUUGAUAUAUAUACUCAUUAGCGAUGAAUCAUCAUAUAAACUAUCAUUCAACCCUGAAACAUUAAAAAAAUUAUUUACUUUAUCACAACAACAGCUUCAAAAACAACAACAACAACAUCAACAAAAUAAUAAUAAAACAAAACAAACACAAAAUCAUUCGUUUACGGUGUCAGAUCAACCUUAUUCAAUGAGAUUAUUAAAAUUUGUAGAUUGGAUAUUUAUAAAUUAUCAUCAUGAAUUACAAAAAGGUGAUAAAAAAUAUUAUUAUCAUUAUUAUUUUGCAAUCAAUAGAUAUGAUUUAGACAAUAACAACAAUAUCACCAACAACAGUACAAUCAAUUGUUAUUAUGAUAUUAAAAAUGAUACUAAACUUGAAAGAUUAUCAUCAUUAAUUGAUCUUGUUAACCAUCUCACUCCAUUUUUAUAUGAAGUUAAUAAUUUUAAAUUUUUAAAUUGGCUUUUAACAAAGAUUAAAAAUUAUCAUUAUUCAUCUAAAACAACAUCAACUCAAAAAUCAAAUAUUAGAGAAAUAGUUUUUGGAUUUAUGUCUAAUAAUAAAAUAAAAUCAAGAUUAAAAGUACUUGAAUACAUUCAUCAAAAUUAUGAUUUCAUUUUAAAAAACAAUUCGAAUGGUGGAAUAUUAACUUUUGCAGAGUUAGAAAGUUACUUGUUUUCAAAAAAAGAGGGUUCGAUUAAAGCUAAAAACUUUUUUCAUCAAUUUUUUAUAAUAAAAUGA